Molecule: messenger RNA, 912 nt
Organism: Nothoprocta perdicaria
Lineage: Eukaryota; Metazoa; Chordata; Aves; Tinamiformes; Tinamidae
Product: olfactory receptor 14A16-like
Exons: 1
Coding region: 1-912 (303 amino acids)
Biological process (GO): G protein-coupled receptor signaling pathway
Cellular component (GO): membrane
Molecular function (GO): G protein-coupled receptor activity; olfactory receptor activity
Source: RefSeq, a predicted model, not a curated record
AUGUCCAACAGCAGCUCCCCGAAGUUCCUGCUCCUGGCAUUCGCAGACAGGCGGGAGCUGCAGCUCUUGCACUUCUCCCUCUUCCUGGGCAUCUACCUGGCUGCCCUCGUGGGCAACGGCCUCAUCAUCACAGCCAUAGCCUGCGACCACCGCCUCCACACCCCCAUGUACUUCUUCCUCCUCAACCUCUCUGUCCUCGACCUKGGCUCCAUCUCCAUCACUGUCCCCAAAUCCAUGGCCAGCUCCCUCUGGGACAMCAGGGCCAUUUCCUUUUUGGGAUGUGCUGCCCAGGUCUUCCUGUUGGUCUUCUUCUUAGGAGGAGAGUUUUCUCUCCUCACAGUGAUGGCCUAYGACCGCCUUGUGGCCAUCUGCAAACCCCUGCAUUAUGGGAGCCUCCUGGGCAGCAGAGCUUGURUCCAAAUGGCAGCAGCUGCCUGGGCCAGUGGCUUUCUCCUUGCUCUCCUGCACACUCGGAACACAUUUUCCAUUCCACUGUGCCAAGGCAAUGAGGUGGAUCAAUUCUUCUGUGAGAUCCCCCAGAUCCUCAAGCUCUCCUGCUCAGAUGCCUACCCCAAGGAAGCUGGGCUUCUUGUGAUUACUGCCUAUUUAAUGUUUGGGUGUUUUAUUUUCAUUGUGGUGUCSUACRUGCAGAUCUUCAGAGYUGUGCUGAGGAUGCCCUCUGMGCAGGGYCRSCACAAAGCCUUUUCCAUGUGCCUCCCGCACCUGGUYGUGGUCUCCCUCUUUAUCAGCACUGCAUUUUUUACAUACCUGAAGCCGCCCUCCAUCUCCUCCCCAGCUCUGGAUAUGGUGGUUGCUGUCCUGUAUUCAAUAGUGCCUCCAGCACUGAACCCUGUCAUCUACAGCAUGCGGAACAAGGAGAUCAAGGUUGCCCUCAGAAAAUUGAUUUCAUGA